Closterium sp. Naga37s-1 is the source of this 259-nucleotide messenger RNA. Lineage: Eukaryota; Viridiplantae; Streptophyta; Zygnematophyceae; Desmidiales; Closteriaceae. The record is from the annotation of a GenBank genome assembly.
AUGCUGCAUGCAUUUGACCCGCUACAUGCUGCCCUUGAGGCAGAUGGUGCUGGCAACUCUCCUGCAGACUCAGCUGCUCUUGGCGUCUUACCUGCUCCACCUAAGAUUUUUCUCCCGGUUCUCCCUGGGGAAAAAUCCCACCUACCCGAUCUACUGGGUCUGCCGGGUCUGCCGGGUCUGCUGGGUCUCCCAGAUCUGACGGAUCUUGCCCCGUUUGCUGCAAUCCACUGGUUCGGGUCAAGGCUCAACUGCGUGCUAA